AUGAUUAAAACAAAACGUGUAAAUGAACUUCGUGGAUAUACUCCUUAUGGAGCUAGGGCUUUACAUGAAUUUGAUGUUCGAGAUGAAUUUUUUGGGCAAUCCGGGAUAGGAAUACGCUUUUUUAUUUUGAUAUUACCUAAAGCAGAGAAUGGAACAAUGUUGGAUGAAAAAGUGUUGGAUGAGGCUGUUGAGGUUGACAAUAUUAUACAGAAAAAUUUAACAAUAUACAACCGUAUAACAAACAAAGAAGAAUCAUAUAAUCAAGUAUGCCGCCGUUUUUGUACAAUUAAUGAUCCUGUUAGUCUUUUUGCUAUUGGAUGGAAAGAACAACAAGAAAAUUUAAGAAAUGGUGAACCUUUAAAUGAGAAAACACGUUUAAAUUAUCCUUUUUCGAAAGUUAUGGACAUGAAUGUUAAUCUUCAGGUAAAAAGGGACAAAUAUUUACUUUUCUUCCUAAAAAUACAUAUAAGGUUGGGGCCCGGUCAUCGGGACGUUUUUGGGCCUUUCGGGCUAGUCCGGCGAAAUAACCCGAUCGGCCCCUCUGCUAGCCAAAUCCUAAAUCAUUAG
This is a messenger RNA of Meloidogyne enterolobii, 567 nucleotides long. Lineage: Eukaryota; Metazoa; Nematoda; Chromadorea; Rhabditida; Meloidogynidae. The record is from the annotation of a GenBank genome assembly.